GGUUGGCAACACAAGAGAUCAGAAAGGCACAGGGGAGGCAUAAUAAGGAUUCUAAGAAUUACAGCCCUGGGCCACAAUGAGUGCCAGGCGAGGCUUGACUGUUUUGUUAACCAUUUUGGUUGCUGUUGCAAAAGCAGAAACUACGGCAACGACAACAGAAACUGCGGCUCCAACAACUGGUUCAACUGCAGUAACAAACACAGAAACUGCGGCAACAACAACAACAGAAACUGCAUCAACAACAAUUGGUUCAACUCCAUCAAUAACAACAGAAACUGCGGCAACAACAACUGGUUCAACAGCAGUAACAACAACAGAAACUGCAGCAACAACAACAACAGAAACUGCAUCGACAACAACUGGUUCAACUGCAGUAACAACAACAGAAACUGCGGCUCUAACAACUGGUUCAACUGCAGUAACAACAACAGAAACUGCGGCUCCAACAACUGGUUCAACUGCAGUAACAACAACAGAAACUGCGGCAACAACAACAACAGAAACUGCGGCUACAACAACUGGUUCAACUGCAUCAAUAACAACAGAAACUGCGGCAACAACAAGUGGUUCAACUGCAAUAACAACAACAGAAACUGCGGCAACAACAACAGAAUCUGCAGCAACAACAACAACUGGUUCAACAACACCUGCUUCAACUGCGGCAACAACAACAACUGGUUCAACUGCAGCAACAACAACAACAGAAACUGCAGCAACAACAACUGGUUCAACUGCCCCAACAGUAACAGAAACUGCGGCAACGACAACUGGUUCAACUGCAGCAACAACAACAGAAACUGCGGCAACAACAACUGGUUCAACUGCCCCAACAGUAACAGAAACUGCGUCUACAACAACUGGUUCAACUGCAUCAAUAACAACAGAAACUGCGGCAACAACAACUGGUUCAACAGCAGCAACAACAACAGAAGAUGCAGCAACAAUUGGUUCAACAACACCUGCUUCAACAGCAGCAACAACAACUGGUUCAACUGCGGCAACAACAACAACUGGUUCAACAACAGUAACAACAACUGGUUCAACUGCAACAACAACACCUGGAUCAACAACAACACCUGGAUCAAAAACAGCAACAACAACUGGUUCAACAGCAGCAACAAUAACACCUAAUUCAACAACAACACCUGGAUCAACAACAACUGGUUCAACUGCGGCAACGACAACAGAAUCUGUGGCAACAACAACAAAUGGUUCAACACCAGUAACAACAACUGGUUCAACUGCGUCAACAACACCAGAAACCGGAUCAUCAAGAACACCUGGAUCAACAACAACUGGUUCAACUGCUGCAACGACAACAGAAACU
This is a messenger RNA of Haplochromis burtoni (Burton's mouthbrooder), 1327 nucleotides long. Its product is annotated as probable serine/threonine-protein kinase clkA. The record is from RefSeq and is a predicted model, not a curated record. The transcript is spliced from 3 exons. NCBI's taxonomy places the organism in Eukaryota, Metazoa, Chordata, Actinopteri, Cichliformes, Cichlidae. The annotation marks the transcript as partial.